Messenger RNA from Bactrocera tryoni, 836 nucleotides. RefSeq names its product seminal metalloprotease 1-like. The transcript has 2 exons. NCBI's taxonomy places the organism in Eukaryota, Metazoa, Arthropoda, Insecta, Diptera, Tephritidae. The record is from RefSeq and is a predicted model, not a curated record. The coding region runs from base 48 to 836 and encodes 262 amino acids. Gene Ontology annotation, biological process: proteolysis. Gene Ontology annotation, molecular function: metalloendopeptidase activity; zinc ion binding.
ACAUUACUAAACGGAUUAAACUUGUUCAAGCAUUUUAAAAAGCAACAAUGAAGACAUUUCUGAAUUUCGUGCUGCUAUCCGUGUUUAGUACAAGUCGAUCUUUACCAGCAAACUCGGACAUCAACUCGACGGAACAAGAUCCUGAAGAAAACCCGGGCUUAUUCGAAGGCGAUAUCGUAUUGAGACUCUCGUCGCGUUAUUGUUUGCGCAGUGAGGAACACCAUUGGCCCCGUGGUAUUGUCUAUUUUAAGUUUUCCGAAGGAUCUUUUGAGGUACAACAAGAACUAUUUAUUAGAGGUGCCAUGAAAACCAUUGAAGAAGCUUCCUGCAUCCGUUUUAUACAGGCCGACGAUGACCAGCCAUAUUUCAUCAACAUAACGGCCAUGAGUCGCGGUUGUUACUCAACUGUCGGUUUUUGGAACAAGGUUCAAACAUUAAAUCUAAAACCUAACCCAAUCGGUGAGGGUUGCUACCGCCCUGGCACUAUUGUACAUGAAUUGUUACACUCUCUCGGCUUCUAUCACAUGCAGAAUGCUUAUAAUCGUAGUAAAUAUGUUCGAGUUGUUCGGAAAAAUAUUAAAAAGGGCCAUGAGCAUAACUUUAAAAAAUACCCCAGAAGAAUGUCUUCUAAUUUUGGUCAAGCCUACGAUUAUGGUAGUAUAAUGCACUAUUCGUCUCGUGCAUUUUCGAUAAAUGGUGAAGAGACUUUAGUGCCAUUGCAGAAAUUAUCGAAGGGUGUAUUGGGGCAGCGCAAUAGUAUUAGCGAAUCUGAUAAAAAAAAGUUGAAUAAAAUGUAUGGCUGCAGUAAGAAAAAGAAAAAGUAUACACAUGAGUGA